AGCAAUCGCAAAAGGCCCUUGGAAACUGCAACAUAUCUGCCACUCAUCGACCUGUUCAUUUCCAUCUAAUUCUCGAGUUUCACGUUUGAUAUGUCUGCUAACGACGAUCAGGAUGAUCUGCAGCCCUCUGCCACCCCAGGCUACAAGCAAACUGGCGCUAUAAAAACAGCGGAUGAAUACGUACAGCUCGACGCAGAAGAUGAGAGCUUGGCACGGUGGAAAGCCAGUCUUGGUAUCACCCCUGGAAUAUCAACUGGGGACACCUCAGGACCAAGAGUGACAGUUCUGACCCUGGAGCUUGAUUCACCCACACUGCCUCCUGGCAAGAAGCUUGUCUUUAACCUCAAUGACGCUGCCAUGAUGGCUGAUAUCAAGAACAACCCAAUUACUAUCAAGGAGGGCGUAGAAUAUAACGUUCGGAUUACGUUCAAGGUGAAUCACUCAAUUAUUUCUGGUGUACGAUACAUCCAGCUGGUCAAACGUGCUGGUAUCAAAGUGGACAAGCUCGAGCAAAUGCUUGGGUCAUACGGUCCCCAUCCCCAAGGAGAACCAUACACGAAAAAUUUUGAUGUAGAAGAAUCGCCGUCGGGUUUUGUGGCACGUUCUGGAUCGUACUCUGUCAGAAGCCGUGUUGUGGACGAUGAUGGGCAAGUAUACGCAGACUGGAUGUGGUCGUUCAGACUUGCCAAGGAGUGGUGAAUGUAGACUUCUCGCCUUGACUUUUGUUGCAUUACCCUAUGACAUCAUUCUGCAUAUCAGCUCUCGUAUCGCCUUGCAUGUGCCUUUCGUACCCUUUCGAACAGUAGCCGCCGACAUCAAGUGGCUGCUGAAGAAAAGUUCUUCAGGCCGUUGUCAGGCUGACUGAAGCUUUCCGCUGAAAAAAAUGUUCAGAUAUCACGAAAUUUUGACCGGUUAGGUUUGGUGGACUCUAUGUAUUAUUAAAUACGCUAAGCAUGCAGGAGAAUGUGACAUGGCUUACAGACCGAUCUAA
Messenger RNA from Suillus clintonianus, 991 nucleotides. Its product is annotated as immunoglobulin E-set. Gene Ontology annotation, cellular component: cytoplasm; cytosol; membrane. The coding region runs from base 91 to 699 and encodes 202 amino acids. The record is from RefSeq and is a predicted model, not a curated record. The transcript is spliced from 8 exons. Lineage: Eukaryota; Fungi; Basidiomycota; Agaricomycetes; Boletales; Suillaceae. Gene Ontology annotation, biological process: Rho protein signal transduction. Gene Ontology annotation, molecular function: Rho GDP-dissociation inhibitor activity; protein binding.